AUGUUGAGUUGCUUCUUCCUCCUGAAGGCACUUCUUGCUCUUGGGUCCCUAAUGUUCUGGGUGACUGCAGGCGAGCACGUGAAAGAAGGAGAAUGCCCUCCUGACAAGAACCCGUGCAAAGAUCUGUGCCAGGGGGACGAAUCGUGCCCGGCGGGGCAGAAGUGCUGCAGCACGGGCUGCGGGCGGGUCUGCCGAGGCCUGCCUAAGGGGAGGAAAGGAGAUUGUCCCAGGGUUGUUCGGAAACAAUCCUGUUUUAAAAGGUGCGUCACUGAUGAGAUGUGUCCAGGUGUAAAGAAAUGCUGCAGGUUUGGCUGCAACAGAAGCUGUGUCGUCCCGAUCCCUAAACAGAAGCUGGCAAGGUUUGAAGGUGAAUGUCCAGCUGACCCCCUUCCAUGUGAGGAACUGUGUGAUGGGGACGAGUCCUGUCCCCAGGGGCAUAAAUGCUGCAGCACUGGCUGUGGCCACAUCUGCCGUGGAGACCUUAAGGGAGGGCAGGGUGGCGAUUGUCCGAACAUUUUGGUGGGCCUGUGCAUUGUCAGCUGCAUGAUGGAUGAGAACUGUCAAGCCGGGGCGAAGUGCUGCAAGUCAGGCUGUGGCCGCUUCUGUGUCCCACCAGUUCUGCCUCCCCAACUGGCCAUGAAUCCCAACUGGACCAUCAGGUCUGACUCUGAAUUAGAGACCCCGGUGCCCUAGCUGUCCUGAUUUGUCCUGAGCUGCUCUGGUGA
Miniopterus natalensis is the source of this 725-nucleotide messenger RNA. NCBI's taxonomy places the organism in Eukaryota, Metazoa, Chordata, Mammalia, Chiroptera, Miniopteridae. The record is from RefSeq and is a predicted model, not a curated record.